Molecule: messenger RNA, 2729 nt
Organism: Amphibalanus amphitrite
Lineage: Eukaryota; Metazoa; Arthropoda; Thecostraca; Balanomorpha; Balanidae
Exons: 13
Coding region: 311-2008 (565 amino acids)
Biological process (GO): L-proline biosynthetic process
Molecular function (GO): pyrroline-5-carboxylate reductase activity
Source: RefSeq, a predicted model, not a curated record
GACGUCAUUUAAUCCCAUGCAAAGCCGUGUGUAAAACUACUCAGAACCGAGAGUUGACGUGAAAUAAGCAGGUACCGGUUGGUGUGUAAAUCUACUCAGAACCGACGUGAAAUACACAGUCGGUGGCGUUUUGAGUAAUUGUACUUCUGACUUCAUAAACACGCUUCCAUCUGCUGUAGAUAUUUUUUCACAGUGGAUGGCUUCCUAUUGGCUAUUUCCAUAAAGUUGUAAAUUUUCAUUUUGAUCUGAGAAUUAUAGUUGUAGGUAUAGAUACCUACAUCUAAAUGGCGGGUAAGAUAACCGCGCUGCGAUGGAGGUGGAAGUGGAGGAGGACCCCGUGUCGACUGUGGACACCGUGGCGAUCGCCGAGGAGGAGAUCUCCACGGCGAUGGACUCGGAGGAGGACGGAGGGGAGGACGGAGGGGAGGACGGGGAGGAUGGAGAGCUACAGGAGGGCACCCAGGUCAUACACCUGGACACGGUGACGCUGGAGACGUCCGCCGGCCCCAGCACACCCAGGAAGCAGAAACAGUACCAGCAGCGCUACAGACACGAGUGGGAGCGGCUCGACUUCUGCAGGGGCUGGCUCACGAGACAUCCAGUCAACAAGCUUCUGGGGUACUGCAAGGCCUGUGACAGAUCUCUACAUGCCCGGAGAAAUGACUUAAGAAAGCAUGCUGCAUCAUCAAAGCACAGGACGAACAUGUCCUUACUCAAGCAAGGCCUCCCGCGUCAUCAAAGAGUCGGCAAACUGAACACCGUUCAUCCGACCAAGCUUAACGACCCGGAUCUGGAAGGCUGGUGCGUGGCCAUGCCUGGCCAGCAGCACCGGGUCUGGUGCCGCCAAUGCCAGUGCAGCCUGAUCGCCCAGCGAAAGGCGCUCAAGACGCACAGCAAGAGCCGCAAGCACCAGCUGAACGCGGAACGGGCGCCGCAGUCGCCGCCGCCGGCCGGCAGCACCAUCGUCGGCGACUCGUCGUUCAACGUCGUCGACACGAGCCUCAAUGAGUCGGCCGAUUGCGAUUCGGAGCGCGCCGCGUCGCCGCUCAUCGAGAGCGAUUUUUCGGGCCGCGUUACUUACUCCAUCGGACUGGGAAACCGCAAGGUGGGAUUCCUGGGCGCGGGACAGAUCGCCCAGGCCAUCGCCCAGGGCAUGCUGGAGCAAGGCCUGCUGGUCCCCCGCGACAUGAUGGUGGGCGCUCCGAGUAACAGGAACAUGACGCCGUGGAAGCGCUGGAAGUGUCGCACCACCAACGACAACGACGACGUGGUACGCGAGGCGGACAUCAUCUUCAUCGCGGUGAAGGCGUCCGUUCUGGUCCGUCUGAUCGGCCGACUGUCGCCCAUCUCAGACGGCAAGACGCGCCUCUUUAUAUCGCUGGUACCGGGAGUCACCCGCGAACGGAUGACGGCGCUGCUCUCGUGCCGCGUGCUGCCACUAGAGACGGUGACCGGCGACCCGCCGGCUGACAUCGAGGUGACCGGUCCGCCGCUACACGUCAUCCGUUGUGCCGCCAACAAGAUGAUGUCUAUCAGCGCUGGGUUCUGCGCGUACAGUAUGGGCGAUGACGUGCCGCACUCGCUGUACCUGGUGGUGGAGACCAUGUUCUCGGCACUGGGCACCUGUGUUCAGGUGGAGGAGCACCUGAUGGACGCCUACAGUACGAUGAUCGCCAGCGGGGCGGCCUUUACGUGCGCGUUUAUCGAGGCGAUGGUGCAGGGCGGAGUCAGUCUGGACCUGGGCUGGGACGAGGCGCUCAAGGUGGCCUCGGCCGUGGUGUCGGGCACCUCCAAGCUGCUGCUGCGCACCUCCGUCGACCCGUCCGCUCUGCGCAAGUCCAUCUCGACACCAGGCGGCAGCACCAUCACCGGACUGGCCGCCCUCCAGCGCGGCGGGCUCGACGACGCCGUGGGCAAGGCGCUGCAGCUGGCCUGUGAGAAGACGCGCGACGUGGGGAACGCCGUCUGUGGCGGCGGAGGAGGAGAUACCAGCACGACCAGCAUCUAGCUGCCGACGGUGAGCGCGCGGUACGGCAGCGCCGUGAGUGACAGAGUGAGAACAGUGACGCUGAGUCGGGACACAGCUCUCUGAUCGCCGCGAGACAGAGAGAACAGUGACUCUUGAACACAGUUCUCGCCCCGAACCACCGUGAGACAGAGAGAAUGGUGACUCUGGACACAGUGAUUCCCGGACCACCGUGAGACAGAGAGAAUGGUGACUCUGGACACAGUGAUUCCCGGACCACCGUGAGACAGAGAGAACGGUGACUCUGGAGUCCAGAGUACUCCCGGACUGAGUCGGGAAAGAGCGGAGUCAAAAGCUCAGAACGCGGCUGAGCUUUCGGACUGAACGGGGACCUGCCGAUCACAGUACUAAUUGUACAUAGUACAUACAUGCAUUAUAGUAUAAGUUAUCAUACGCACAUCAUUCUCUUCACCAUGUCUACCUAAAAGCGGAGGAGUUUUGAUGUCUGAAACAAAGCGUGCUUAUUGUUAGAAUUCCUGCAAAGGUGGAACCUACGGAGUGAACAUGCCUUACAUGAUUUAGGCUAGUCGUCUUGUCGCUUUGCAUUUCUGCUCGAGUUGCAAUUAGUUGAUUUUUGAAGGCAUGUGUGCGAUGUGCUUUGUUUCACGAAUCACUCACUCAUCUGUGCGUCCAUUCCCGUGCCGGUUUUGUUAUCGGCGAGUUCAUCUUGUAUAUAGUCAUGUCAAUACAUUCGAGGGACGCA